AUGGCGUCCACGACCUCAUUUGAUGUCCCAUCGUCCGUGCUUAUCGUCGGAAGUGGUGCUUUUGGCCUGUCCACUGCCUGGGCACUCUGCAGGAAUCCCCAAUACAGAAACACUUCUAUUACUGUAGUAGACAGGAAUUCGUUCCCUUCCACGGAUGGCUCAAGCGUCGAUUCUUCACGCAUCAUCCGCCCUGACUACGCCGCCGCUCCCUACGCACGCCUUGCGACCAUUGCGCAGAACCGCUGGCGCACCGAUUUCGCCCCCGAGCACUACCAUGAGACAGGUCUCUGCUUAACUGCAUCCGGCCCAGAGCAGCGAUAUGUAGGCGAUUCCCUAGCCAACGUACAAAAUAUUGGGCUCGACAAGAUAGAAGUCUUGGACUCGGCGCAAGAUAUUGGAAGAGUUUGCGGAUUAGGGCGCAGUGAGGACGAUGCAUGUGGCAGCACGGGAUACGUGAACCGGAGUUCAGGCUGGGCAGAUGCGGAAGGCGCGAUGGUCUGGCUGCGGAACGAGGUGGACAAGUUCAACAGGGUGGACUUCGUAGUUGCACCGGUCAAAAAGCUACUGUUCGAUUUUGAGAAGAACACCGUUUCGGGCGCCACUUUGAGCGACGGCUCAGAACUCCGCGCGGAUCUUACAAUCCUCGCUGCGGGUGCUUGGUCUGCCUCCCUCAUCGAUCUGCGCGGCAUCUGCAAAUCCACAGGGCAGGUCGUAUGCUACAAGCCCAUAUCCGCCGAAGAAGAAGCCGCAAUCGCGAGCCGCCCCGUAAUCCUGAACUUGUCCAACGCGCUCUUCAUGAUACCGCCGAGCAGGGGGAAACUGAAGAUUGCCAGACACGGUCACGGAUAUCUAAACCCGACUACUAUCCCCCAUCCCGAAUCACAAGACCCCAAAGAGACGAUCACUGUGUCAUUGCCGUAUACACAUGUCACCGACCCCAACCUGAUCAUCCCUGCUGAAGGCCGCCGCGCGUGCAACGCUUUCCUCCACUCCAUACAUCCUUCUCUCGCCGUGCCAUCGCGCCCAUUCACUACUACACGGAUAUGUUGGUACACCGAUACCCGCGACGGCGACUUCCUCAUCACAUACCACCCCAAAUACAAAGGCUUGUUCGUGGCGACCGGAGGCAGCGGGCACGGAUUCAAGUUCUUGCCUGUCAUUGGAGAUAGUAUUCUGGAAUGUGUGGAGGGACGGACGCCGGAAGAGUUCAAAGAGAGGUGGAGAUGGCCGGAGGAGAGGGUGCCGGAGGAACUGUGGGCAGGAGAUGGGUCGAGGGGUGGUCCGGUGGGGAUGAUCUUAGAGGAGGAGUUCAGGAAGAGUGAAUCUAAGCUGUAG
This is a messenger RNA of Didymosphaeria variabile, 1335 nucleotides long. RefSeq lists its product as uncharacterized. Lineage: Eukaryota; Fungi; Ascomycota; Dothideomycetes; Pleosporales; Didymosphaeriaceae. Gene Ontology annotation, molecular function: L-pipecolate oxidase activity; flavin adenine dinucleotide binding; proline dehydrogenase activity. The transcript has 2 exons. The coding region runs from base 1 to 1335 and encodes 444 amino acids. The record is from RefSeq and is a predicted model, not a curated record.